Zootoca vivipara (common lizard) is the source of this 5256-nucleotide messenger RNA. RefSeq names its product importin 9 (gene IPO9). Gene Ontology annotation, cellular component: cytosol; nuclear envelope. NCBI's taxonomy places the organism in Eukaryota, Metazoa, Chordata, Lepidosauria, Squamata, Lacertidae. Gene Ontology annotation, biological process: protein import into nucleus. The record is from RefSeq and is a predicted model, not a curated record. Gene Ontology annotation, molecular function: small GTPase binding.
GGCGCCGCUCUCCGCGCGAGAGCACGUCGUUGCGUGCGCGUUUGGCGCGCGGUGGCGGCAGGAGCCGCGGCCCUCAACCCACCUAGUGCUGCCUCUCCCGCACCCGCUGCCUUUCCUCCCGCCUCGCGCUUCCUUCCCCCCCCCCGCCCCCGCCCCCGCAGAGGUUCUCCCUCGCCUUUGCUGCUGCUCUCAGGGGCGCGGCGGGAUGGCGGGCGUCGUGGCGGGCCCUGUGGCUCAGGGGCUGAAGGAAGCGCUGGUGGAGACCCUGAACGGCAUCCUGUGCCCGGUGCAAGGGGUGCGCGCAGCUGCCGAGGAGCAGGUGAAGGUGCUGGAGGUCACCGAGGAAUUUGGUGUUCACUUGGCAGAAUUGACUGUAGAUCCCCAAGGAGCACUGGCCAUUCGUCAGCUGGCUUCUGUGAUCUUGAAACAAUAUGUGGAAACUCACUGGUGUUCCCAGUCAGACAAGUUUAGGCCUCCUGAGACUACAGAAAGGGCAAAAGCUGCCAUUAGGGAACUGCUUCCCAAUGGGUUGCGAGAAUCUAUUAGCAAAGUACGUUCAAGUGUUGCGUAUGCCGUUUCAGCAAUAGCUCAUUGGGAUUGGCCUGAAGCUUGGCCUGAGCUUUUCAAUCUGUUGAUGGAAAUGCUUGUCAGUGGGGAUCUGAAUGCAGUGCAUGGAGCAAUGCGAGUGCUUACAGAGUUUACUCGGGAGGUGACAGAUACACAGAUGCCCCUUGUAGCUCCUGUUAUUCUUCCAGAGAUGUACAAGAUUUUUACAAUGGCAGAGGUUUACGGUAUUCGUACAAGAUCACGUGCUGUGGAAAUCUUCACUACUUGUGCCCAUAUGAUCUGUAACAUGGAGGAGUUAGAAAAGGGAGCAGCCAAAGUCCUUAUUUUCCCUGUGGUGCAGCAAUUCACUGAAGCUUUUGUUCAGGCCCUACAACUGCCUGAUGGCCCUACAUCAGAUAGUGGACUUAAAAUGGAGGUUUUAAAGGCAGUGACAGCCUUAGUGAAAAACUACCCAAGGCAUAUGAUUUCCUCCAUGCAACAGAUCCUUCCUAUUGUGUGGAAUACACUUACAGAAAGUGCAGCCUUCUAUGUGAGAACAGAAGUAAAUUACACAGAAGAAGUAGAAGACCCAGUGGAUUCUGAUGGUGAAGUUUUGGGCUUUGAAAACCUAGUAUUCAGCAUAUUUGAGUUUGUUCACGCUCUGUUGGAAAACCACAAAUUUAAAAGCACAGUGAAGAAAGCGUUGCCAGAGCUAAUAUAUUACAUCAUUCUCUAUAUGCAGAUUACAGAAGAGCAGAUAAAAGUCUGGACUGCAAACCCACAACAGUUUGUUGAAGAUGAAGAUGAUGAUACAUUUUCCUACACAGUUAGGAUUGCUGCACAGGACUUACUGCUGGCUGUUGCAACUGAUUUCCAGAAUGAGAGUGCAACAGCAUUGGCUGCAGCAGCUACAAGACACUUGCAGGAAGCUGAGCAAGCUAAAAACAGUGGUGCUGAGCAUUGGUGGAAGAUACAUGAAGCUUGCAUGCUGGCUUUAGGUUCUGUCAAAUCUCUUAUCACAGACAGUGUGAAGAAUGGUAGAAUACACUUUGAUAUGCAUGGAUUUCUAACAAAUGUAGUUCUUGCAGACCUCAACCUGUCAGUGUCUCCUUUCCUUCUUGGUCGUGCUCUUUGGGCUGCCAGUCGUUUCACAGUUGCAAUGUCUCCAGAGCUCAUCCAGCAGUUCCUACAAGCCACAGUCAGUGGUCUUCAUGAAACUCAACCCCCUUCUGUUCGAAUUUCUGCAGUAAGGGCUAUUUGGGGGUACUGUGACCAGUUGAAGAUAUCUGAAAGCACCCACGUCUUGCAGCCUUUCCUUCCCAGUAUCCUUGAUGGACUAAUUCACUUAGCAGCUCAAUUUAGUUCUGAGGUCCUCAACCUUGUGAUGGAAACACUUUGCAUUGUCUGCACAGUAGAUCCAGCCUUUACAGCAAGUGUAGAGAACAAGAUCUGCCCCUUCACCAUUGCCAUCUUUCUCAAAUAUAGUAAUGAUCCUGUUGUGGCCUCACUUGCCCAAGAUAUCUUUAAGGAAUUAGCGCAAAUAGAAGCCUGCCAAGAUGCAAUGCAGAUGCGAUUGAUCCCAACCCUUGUCAGCAUCAUGCAGGCUCCUGCUGAUAAGAUUCCAGCAGGGCUUUGUGCAACUUCAAUAGACAUAUUAACAACUGUUGUGAGGAAUACUAAACCUCCCCUUUCACAGCUCCUAAUCUGCCAAGCUUUUCCUGCUGUGGCUCAGUGUAGUCUGCACACAGAUGACCAUGCUACCAUGCAGAAUGGUGGUGAGUGUCUACGUGCAUAUAUUUCAGUCGCUCUGGAGCAAAUUGCACAAUGGCAUGAUGAGCAAGGCCACAAUGGACUGUGGUAUGUGAUGCAGGUGGUGAGCCAGCUUCUUGAUCCACGCACUUCAGAAUUCACAGCUGCCUUUGUAGGCAGAUUAGUUUCCACGUUGAUUUCUAAAGCAGGGAGUGAAUUAGGAGAGAAUCUCGACCAGAUUCUGAGAGCAAUUCUUAGUAAAAUGCAGCAAGCAGAAACACUCACUGUAAUGCAGUCUUUGAUCAUGGUAUUUGCUCACCUGGUUCAUUCUCAACUUGAACCACUACUAGAGUUUCUUUGUAGUCUGCCUGGGCCAACAGGCAAGCCUGCCCUGGAAUUUGUAAUGUCAGAGUGGAUGAGUCGACAACAUUUGUUUUAUGGACAAUAUGAAGGCAAGGUCAGCUCUGUAGCCCUGUGUAAACUUCUCCAGCAUGGUAUCAAUACAGAUGACAAGCGACUGCAGGAUAUCAGGGUAAAGGGAGAAGAAAUAUUUAAUAUGGAAGAAGGAAUACGCACACGAUCAAAAGCAGCUAAAAAUCCUGAACGCUGGACAAACAUUCCUUUGUUAGUUAAAAUCUUAAAAUUGAUAAUAAAUGAACUUUCUAAUGCAAUGGAAGCAAGCGCUUCUCGACAAACUGCUGCAGAAUGGAGUCAAGAGGAAUCCAAUGAUAUGUGGGAAGAUGAAGAAGAGGAAGAGGAAGAGGAGGAGGAAGGGUUAGCAGGGCAGCUAUUGUCUGAUAUUCUUGCUACAAACAAGUAUGAUGACGAUUAUUAUGAAGAUGAUGAUGAAGAUGAUCCAGAUGCACUGAAGGAUCCUCUGUAUCAGAUAGACCUACAGGCUUACCUUACAAACUUCUUAUGUCAGUUUGCACAGCAGCCUUGCUAUGCAGUGUUCUCAGACCACCUCAAUGAGAAUGAAAGAAGAGUUCUUCAGACCAUUGGCUUAUAAAUCCUGAGCAUUGUGAACAUAUCUGGAAAAUAUUUUUCUGGUUUAUUUCACGUUUUGUGACUUGAAACAUGAAACAUCCUCCAUUAUUCGCCAGAUGUGAUUAUCUUUAUUUUGAAGAACUGUUCCUCAUCAUGAUGUAGGGUUAAGAGAAGGAUUGUUGAAGGCAACAAGAGGCAGAUGUGCAUAGAAUUUUGCACACUGGAUUUGCACAACGGGAACACUAUUCUUCAGAUCAGCUUUUCAGGAGAAAAUUAAAGUAUCGUGCCCCUAAAGCCAACUUUCUCUCCUCCACUGAAAAAGCACUUCACUGACUUUUCACAGCACAGCUUAAUGAAAUGAGGAAGACAUCGCCAUUCGUUCAGAUGUGUAUUGAAACUGGGAAGUUUUGUCCCACUUUGCACUUCUGUCACACAGGGUAAAUUAUCUUGAUUUUACCAUACGACAUCUUUUUACAGACACUUGAGUGGAAAUGGAAUCCGCUUACAAUACAAGAGCUUGGAUUAAAACCUGAAAAAUAAAAUUGUUUACCGUUCAUAUAUAGAAGUAAACGACUCCUAUCUGAGCUCCGUUAUUCUCAUGAUUCUUUACUAAAGCUAUCAUGCACCCAUACUGAGCAGGCUUGCUAAAAAACUCAGUUCCUGUGGUUACUGAUGACUGGUUUUGCAACCAAACAUUUUUAUACAAAAUCUUGAUUGUAUUUAACUUGUCUAUUUACUCCAUGAAUACAGCUUUCAUAUACUCUUUGCUUCCUUCACAUACACAAAUCACACAAUAUGGCUAAGCUGUACUCCACAAAUUAGUAUGUGUAUUUUUAUAGGGCCAUAAAAUUAACAUUUACUGGCUAAUCUGCAAGUACAGUGAUGCAUCUCACAACACCUCUUUGCCUUUUUCUCCCUUUUUGGGAAAGAAAUUAAAAAUAAAACUGUUCAAACCUCCAUUGUUAUCAUUCUUUUUAAAAUAUCCAGGUAACAAAGUUGCAUCCUUUGGUAAUCUCUUUAAAAUUCACGUGUGAAAAGCAUAGCAGCCUUUAAUUGCCACUGCAUUGAACGAGGUAUAGGCAUCUUUAAUUUGAGGUAUUGCACAGCUUGUUUCACUGGUUUUUAUGUUAAAGGUUAUAUGAGUCUUCCAAAAUUAAAUCCAAAUUUAAUGAUGUAAUUUAAUGAUGUCAUGAUCUAUCAACUUUAUAAAGAUACAAUGGAGACAGUUCAUGUGUUUAUUACAACUGAAGACAGUUUGGAUGAGAUACUGUAUGAUGGAGGAGAGUGAUGGCUGCCAGGUCUGAAAACUGGAUUUAUAAUACUUUAUUCAUGUUCCAUGGAUAAAAUUUAAUGAAUCAUGAGAUGCUGGAGGUUUGGGGAGUGUUUCAGUUUAAUAGCUGUCAGGGUUUUCAGCCCCAACUUGAGACUUCAACUGCUUAAUUGCAGUACAGUGCCAAGGAAAAAGCAGUAGGGGUUUAGCAAGGGAAAUAAAAUCACAAACAUGCUGGGACCAAGCUUAGCUUUGCAUGCUGAGUGUAAAAGAGAGAGACUGUUAAUUGAGGGACCAAUAUUAACUGUGGUUCCACCCUCCCCAUAAUUCAAUUUGAAUGUGUGAGCACAUUUGGACCAUUUAUUCAUCAAUGAAUUGCUAUUUGCAUAUGCCUUAAGGCAAUUUACAAAUAUAUGAUAAAACCAGCUAAAAUAGUUUUAAGAACAGUACAAAAAACAAUUGAAGGUAAGUUUAUUUUGUAUUUUUGUUAAAUCUAAUUGAGAUACAGUAUGUAGGAUGCAUGUCUCUCCAAAUGAAGUUGUUUCCUGACAGCAUUUUUAUACUCAAGCCUAAUUUGCCAGUAAGAAUCAGUCUCAUUGAAGUUCUGUUCUGCAUUAGAGGCUGUUGCCAGAGUUACAGUUUUACAAAAUAAUAAACUUUUUAAAAAAUCUACAGAGCAACAAUGUCUAAUUUUCUUUGUAGUA